UUCACACAGGUGUAGCAACCUACCACCGUUAUAAUUACAGGAGCCUACACCCGGUUGUCAGCCCAGAUGCAGUUCAUCAGUGGACAAUUUUCCGACUUCGCGGUUCAGAUUUUCAGUCAGCACCACUGUAUCCGUACUUUUUCUUCAACGAAGGAGUGCAUUCAGCUGGUGAUAAAAGUCAUCUUUCACCGGGUCGUUGCUACUGUUUGUGGGCGUGUAUGCGUCAAUGACAAACAGGCACCGUUAGCCGCCACGCGACUUCGAAGCGUUGAACGAGCUGGCGAACCUGACUGCCCUCAUCUGGCUGUUGACGGUGAUCCUCUCAAUCAGGGCGGCUUCAUCUCGGGGGAUCAGAGAAAUCCGCACAUCGGUUUGUGACGUCAUCUCCGAAAAGGCGCAGUGAGAAAAUUUCGCCACUCUGUGUGUUCGCAAGGUGGGCACAGAGCUCGAAUCUUGUAGGCG
Molecule: messenger RNA, 462 nt
Organism: Dicrocoelium dendriticum
Lineage: Eukaryota; Metazoa; Platyhelminthes; Trematoda; Plagiorchiida; Dicrocoeliidae
Source: the annotation of a GenBank genome assembly